UGCUUUCGCAUUCGCGCAUUCCUUGCCUCCCAUAUACCUUUACGCGGUCAUUCUACGGUGGCUAUGGCUUCGUCAAGCAGCACUCUGUCGCAGCACCUGCGGGAGACCAAGGCAGCAUACCUAGAUGCAGUGAAAGCCGGAAACGGACGUGACUGGACAGUGGUCAUGGGCAACGAGGCCGGCGAUCUCGACUCGAUUGCGAGCGCGAUCGCCUACGCGUGGUACGCCGCGAAGGUACAAGGCACGCCCGCGGUGCCGCUUACACAGACGCCCCGCGGGGACCUCCAUCUGCGCGCGGAGAACGAGCACGCGCUCGCGCUCGCGCGCCUCGAAGCGGACGCGGACAUCCUUUGCGUGGACGACGUGCCCACGGCACACCCCUUCCCGUCUGUGCGCUUCGCGCUCGUCGACCACAAUCGCCUGCAGACGCGGUUCACGCGGGAGAACCCGGACGCGCGCGUCGUCGCGGUCGUCGACCACCACGAGGACGAGGGCCUGUACACGGACACGGCGGACCCGCGCAUCAUCGUCGUGCCGACUGGGAGUUGCGCGUCGCUCGUUACGCGGCUCUUCGAGGACCAUCCGGAGCAGAUGGUGCCCGAGCUCGCGACGCUCCUUCUGUGCAGCGUCCUCAUCGACACCAGUGGGCUGAAGCCUGGCGGAAAGGCGGAGGAUGCGGAUCGUUGGGCUGCAUCGUUCUUGCUUCCCUUGGCGUCAGUUUCCCAUAACAACACUGUCGAGGCGGCUGGGUUCACCGCCGGAGCCCCGGACGGGAUGCCACACAUCCAGGAGCUGCACACGUCGUUGCAAGAGAAGAAAGCGUCUGUUGCGCACCUAAACUCGCUCGAUCUGCUACGGAGGGACUACAAGGAGUACGCCCUCAUCCCCGCUCUGGCGCCCUCCAAGGAAGUGCUCGUCGGCCUCUCGACCGUCCCGAUCGGCUUCAAGUCGUGGCUCCCGCGCCAUGCGGAUUUCUGGUCGCAAACAGAGCAAUACAUGGCCGACCGAGAGCUCACCGUCUUGGGCAUCCUUACGUCGUUCCGCGACGAGGAGAAGGCGGGGAAGAGCGGGCGGGGGAAGCACCGCCGGGAACAGAUGUACGUCGUGCGCGACGACAAGGACCUCGCGGACGUGUUGUUCGACGGGCUGGAGGAGUGCGAGGAGCUGCAGCUGGAGAGGAAGAAGUUCCCCGAUUUCGGCGUGCACAAGGGUUUCAAUUCAGGCUUCCGCGCACGGGUGUGGAAGCAGAAGAACGUGGACGCGACGAGGAAGGCCACGGCACCCAUCGUCAAGAGUAUCAUAGAAGGUCGCUCCAAGGCUGCCAGUCUAUAGCGAUCGGCCACGGGUCUUCGCGGUGUCGUUUGCUCCUAACGUAGAAUGGGCUUGUGUACUAGAGUUGUUGUACUCAUCGCUCGACCGCUUGUAAAACUACGUCUCGAAUUGUGUGUAGGCACGGAUGACCAUAAAUAUACUCGAGGUCCCGAGGCUACUGGCCGAUGCGGCUAGUAGGCCGGAACUAGCACGCCG
Messenger RNA from Trametes versicolor FP-101664 SS1, 1527 nucleotides. Its product is annotated as DHH phosphoesterase. The record is from RefSeq and is a predicted model, not a curated record. Gene Ontology annotation, molecular function: exopolyphosphatase activity. Gene Ontology annotation, cellular component: cytoplasm. The coding region runs from base 64 to 1332 and encodes 422 amino acids. The transcript has 3 exons. NCBI's taxonomy places the organism in Eukaryota, Fungi, Basidiomycota, Agaricomycetes, Polyporales, Polyporaceae.